UGUGUGAUUGUUGAGGGCGGGUUUGGAUUUCAGCUAUGCGUUACUUUAAUUUUUAAUAAUUGUGAUAGCAAUAAUAUUAUUAUUUUUUAUAUCAGUUUUUAGCUUUUAGUUUAACAUUUUUGUCUGUGAUAAUUUCUUUUAGUAAUAUUAGCUAAAAUUAAGAAUGCUAAGGGGAAGGGUGAAGCAUUUAUUGCAUUGCAUUUCGUUUCUGUCUUUCAUAUUUAUGUUCCUGGUUUUUGCUGGCGCUAUAAAUUUGGACGAUAAAACGAAAGAUAUCGUUGAUCCAUGGGAAACAUAUGGAACGUAUGGCACAAUAAUUUUAUACAUUCUGAGACUGUUAACAUUACUUACAAUACCACAGGUUGUGUGCAAUUUUGCUGGUUUAAUAUUUUUUAAUGCCUUUCCUGGAAAGGUAAAGCUAAAAGGAUCACCUUUACUUGCACCUUUUAUCUGUAUCAGAGUUGUCACAAGAGGUGACUUUCCGAAACUUGUAAGAGAUAAUGUCACAAGAAAUAUGAAUUUGUGCAUCGAUGUUGGAAUGGAGAACUUCAUGAUAGAAGUAGUUACUGAUAAAGCAAUAAAUCUACCAAAACAUAGAAGAGUUAGAGAAGUUGUUGUGCCCUCAGAAUAUCAAACAAAAACUGGUGCACUUUUUAAGUCACGUGCAUUACAGUAUUGCUUGGAAGACAAUGUCAAUAUAUUAACUGAGACCGAUUGGAUUGUGCAUUUAGAUGAGGAAACACUGCUUACCGAAAAUUCUAUACGUGGUAUUUUGAAUUUCGUGUUAGACGGCCAACAUCAGUUUGGGCAGGGAUUAAUAACAUAUGCUAAUGAGAAAAUAAUAAAUUGGAUGACAACAUUAGCGGACAGUUUUCGUGUUGCUGACGACAUGGGAAAGUUGAGAUUUCAGUUCUAUCUAUUUCACAAACCAUUGUUCAGUUGGAAAGGUUCUUAUGUUGUCACACAGAUGAAUGCAGAAAAAAAGGUUUCAUUCGAUAACGGUCUUGACGGUUCUGUUGCUGAAGACUGUUAUUUUGCAAUGAAGGCAUAUAAAGAAGGGUAUACAUUUAAUUUUGUAGAAGGAGAGAUGUGGGAAAAAUCUCCCUUCACAUUGUGGGAUUUCAUACAACAGAGGAAAAGAUGGAUCCAAGGUAUUCUUCUAGUUGUACAUUCAAAAGAUAUACCAAUAUUUAAUAAAGUUUUUCUAGCAAUAUCAUGUUAUUCUUGGGUAACAUUGCCAUUGUCAACAAGCAAUGUUUUCUUAGCUGCAAUAUGUCCCAUACCUUGUCCUCAUAUUUUAGAUUUGGUAUGUGGAUUUAUUGGUGCUGUUAAUAUUUACAUGUACAUUUUCGGUGUUGUAAAGUCAUUCCCUAUUCAUAGAUUUGGGCCUUUAAAAUUUUGCUUGUUCAUUGGAGGGGCAUUAGCAACUAUUGCAUUUAAUAUUGUGAUUGAAAAUAUAGCUGUUGUUUGGGGAGUAUUAGGCAAGAAACAUAAAUUUUACAUUGUUAAUAAGGAAGUUAAGAUACCGGUAACGGUAUAAGUGGAGCCCUUGAGAAUAUUUCUGUUAUUUUAAGUGCACAAAUACUUAAAGAAUUACUCUUGCACUCAUUCAGCAGUAAGUAUAUAUAGUGAUUGUAUAACUCGGUUAUAUGUGAUUGUUAUAGUAUAUGUAAGGUUUUCUAAAUUUACAAGUGAUUAAAUCUUGUUAGCCUUUGUUACCAAAGUUUGAAGUUAAGAAGAUACUAAAUUGUUUUCAAAGUAUUAAAUUAUUUUUUUCAUUUCUAGAUUUAGGACUAUUCUGAGAACUGUUGAAAAAUAAUAAACAGUGUUCUGAAAUUUAUUUUUAGAUGUUUUUAUGAGUCGGUUAUUAUUUUAUUUGUUUACGUGAUAAAUAGUAGAUAUAUUCAAUACUUAAAUUAGGCCAGUGCCAUUCUCAUUUUUUUACUUUCUUGUAACAGUUAUUUAAUCAUUUUUACGUAUUAUUGCCUUGUAUUUAUAUAGUCAAUUUGGAUUGGAAGAUAAGCAAAAGGAUUGGUACUGCAUAUUUAAAAAACUACGACAGUAGUUUGGGUGUCAAAUUUUGUGCCUGCAAUUAAGGCGUAUUGGUCGCGCGACUGAAGCGCUUCUGGCGUGCGGCUGUCCAUUAUCCAUACAUAAUUACACGCAUUUGUCAGUUAAAGAUCAACAAUUGAUUCGUCAUAACGAUUAACAAUUAAUAAACUGUAAUUGUGAAAAGAUCCUUAAUUUAUUAUUGUUUAUUUAUGUAGUAGGAAAUAAUAAAAUUUCAUUUUUGUUUUCAUUCCAAUAAAAAAUUUGAACUAUGGAUUUUGGAUAUAAUAAUGAAAAAAAUAACAAUUUCUUUACAUAUAGGUGUGAAUUAUUAGAUACAAUAAUUAAAAUAGUCAAUUGCAGUUAUUUUAAUUGUUAUGUUAA
Molecule: messenger RNA, 2433 nt
Organism: Diatraea saccharalis (sugarcane borer)
Lineage: Eukaryota; Metazoa; Arthropoda; Insecta; Lepidoptera; Crambidae
Source: the annotation of a GenBank genome assembly